This is a messenger RNA of Nycticebus coucang (slow loris), 2545 nucleotides long. It is a transcript of the gene NDC1, whose product is annotated as NDC1 transmembrane nucleoporin. Bases 272 to 2293 code for a protein of 673 amino acids. The record is from RefSeq and is a predicted model, not a curated record. Gene Ontology annotation, cellular component: nuclear pore transmembrane ring. Gene Ontology annotation, molecular function: protein-macromolecule adaptor activity. NCBI's taxonomy places the organism in Eukaryota, Metazoa, Chordata, Mammalia, Primates, Lorisidae. The transcript has 18 exons. Gene Ontology annotation, biological process: nuclear pore organization.
CUGCUGGGCCCGGCUUUCAAAAGACCACUUUGACUCUAGAAGGCGGUUUCUGGGGUCACAGCCCCCUAGGGGGGGCCUGUCUGCGGGGCAGUUCUGGCCCGCUGAGCUAGUCCAGACGCAGUCUCGAAGGGAUGAGCUGGGGCCUGGGCCGAGCUUCGCUCAGGCAGCGUUUAAGGCAGCCCCAACAGGGUCCUCUUGGGGCCUUCCUCCCUUUGAACGGCGGGCGGGCGCACCGUCUCCCGCACUCCUCGGAGUAGGGGCCGCCAUCUCCAUGGCCACGGCUCCGUGUGGGCCCUGCGCCGGCAGGUCGCGGGACAUACUGUGGAGCGUUUUGGGCUGGAGGAUAGUGGCAAGUAUUGUUUGGUCAGUGGUGCUUCUACCCAUCUGUACCACAGUAUUUAUAAUUUUCAGCAGCAUUGAUUUAUUUCAUCCUAUACAGUGGCUGUCAGAUUCUUUCAAUGAUCUGUGCAGCUCCUAUGUGGUCUUUUACCUCCUACUGCUGUCAGUGGUAACAAUAAUAAUAAGUGUUGUCAAUGUGGAGUUCUAUACAGUUGUGCCUUGCAUUCCCUGCUCCCGACUAGCACUGAUAGGGAAGAUCAUUCAUCCUCAGCAACUCAUGCACUCGUUCAUUCAUGCCGCCCUGGGAAUGGUGAUUGCUUGGUGUGCCGCAGUGAUAACCAAGGGCCAGUACGGUUUUCUUGUGGUUCCCUGCACUGGUACUGAGAGCGUAGAUAGCCCUGCUGCACAAAACUGCUUAAAUGAAUAUCAUCUUUUUUUCCUACUGGCUGGAGCAUUUAUGGGCUAUAGCUAUAGCCUCCUGUAUUUUGUUAAUAACAUGAACUACCUUCCAUUUCCCAUCAUACAGCAAUACAAGUUCUUGCGCUUUAGGAGAUCUCUGCCCUUACUAGUUAAACAUAGUUGUGUGGAAUCACUGUUCCUGAUUAGAAAUUUCUGCAUUGUGUAUUAUUUUCUUGGCUAUAUUCCCAAAGCUUGGAUUAGCACUGCUAUGAACCUUCGCUUAGAUGGGCAGUUGUACAGGCCUCUUGACACCGUGAGUGGCCUUUUGAAUCUCUCGUUACUCUACCACGUCUGGCUGUGUGGCGUCUUCCUCCUGAUGACUUGGUACGUCUCAUGGCUCCUCUUCAAAAUCUUUGCCACAGAGGCUCAUGUAUUUCCUGUACAACCACCAUUUGCAGAAGAGUCAGAUGAGUGCCUUCCUAAAGUUUUAAAUAGCAAUCCUCCCCUCAUCAUAAAGUAUUUAGCCUUGCAGGACCUGAUGUUGCUUUCUCAAUAUUCUCCUUCACGAAGACAAGAAGUUUUUAGCCUUAGCCAACCAGGUGGACAUCCUCACAAUUGGACAGCCAUUUCAAGAGAAUGUUUGAAUCUUUUAAAUGAUAUGACUCAGAAACUAGUUCUCCACCAAGAAGCUGCUGCUACGAAUGGGAGAAUGUCUUCAUCUUGCCCAGUAGAACCUAAGAAAUUAACUUGUCCAGAAGACACUAUUCAAACACUAAAAUCCAGCCAAAUGCUUCGGCCUUCAGUGCCAUCGUUAGUUAAAACAUCAGUCUUUUCUUCAAAAUUAUCCACACCUGAUGUUGCCAGUCCGCUUGGAACCCCAUUUGGCUCUAGUGUGGUGAAUCGAAUGGCUGGAAUUUUUGAUGUAAACACCUAUUAUGGGUCGCCGCAAAGUCCUCAGCUAAUAAGAAGGGGGCCAAGAUUGUGGACAUCUGCUUCUGGUCAGCAAAUGACUGAAUUUUCUAAUCCUUUUCCAUCUAUCUCUGUUAGUGCUGAGGGUAAGCGAGUGAGACAGCCCAGUGUGGUUUAUUCAUGGAUUCAGAAUAAACGUGAGCAGAUUAAGAAUUUCUUGUCAAAACGGGUGCUGAUCAUGUAUUUUUUCAGUAAGCACCCGGAGGCCUCCAUUCAGGCUGUUUUUUCAGAUGCCCAAAUGCACAUUUGGGCAUUAGAAGGUCUGUCUCACUUAGUAGCAGCAUCAUUUACAGAAGACAGAUUUGGAGUUGUCCAGACUACACUACCAGCUAUCCUUAAUACUUUAUUGACACUGCAAGAGGCAGUGGACAAGUACUUCAAACUUCCUCAUGCUUCUAGUAAACCACCCCGGAUUUCAGGAAGCCUUGUGGAUACUUCUUAUAAAACAUUAAGAUUUGCAUUUAGAGCAUCACUGAAAACUGCCAUCUAUCGAAUAACUACUACAUUUGGUGAACAUCUAAAUGCUGUACAAGCAUCUGCAGAACAUCAGAAAAGACUUCAACAGUUCUUGGAGUUCAAAGAAUAGUUAAGUAAUAUAAACUGUGUUCAUUACACUGCUGAUACAAUUACAGAUGGGACAGUAAAUGUUCAGCAUUCUUGGAUCAGAAGAAAAUGGACUAAUUAGAUGCUUCCUUUGUCGUGGUGGUUGCUUUGAAAACUAUACUUUAAUGGGAGAAAUCAUGGAAAGAAAUUCUCAACAGAAUAACCAAAAACUGCCUUUUCUGUACCAAAUGCUUUUUUUGUGUGUGUGGUAUAAUAAAAUCUUUAUUCAAUUUUA